UCACUAUUGCUCGCUGCUGCUUCGCUGGGUCCAUCGAUUAAUAAUCUGGUUUGUUAAUUCCCCUGGACUUAACUAAUCAACUUGCCUAGCAAUGUACUAAUACAUGCAAAUGUGAUGCAUUUAUGGAUACCUGCAUCAGAGAGGGAGCUAAGCUCUAUGUUUUGUAUAUAGUUGUAAAGCUGCUGUUCUGUUCUUGUCCCUGGUGUGUGGGUAGUUGCUGUUUCAGAGAUGAAGGCAGCUGUGAGGAGCAAGAAGAGCAAGGGCUCUUUCUGCCACCCUCCUCUGCUCCUGCUCAUCGUGGCAAUCCAGUUCUUGGUGAUUUACUCACCAACCCUUGAUCAGUACAUGGUGAUGCUAACCACAGGCAAGCCUGGUUUCCCAUCAAUGUUGAUUGAUGGUAGGAGGAGCUUCAAACAAGUAGAUGAGUUCAUCCCGGAGCCUCACCUGCGAUGCGACUUCAGAGACAAUAGAUCCGACGUGUGCGAGAUGGAGGGCGCCAUCCGCAUCCUCGGCCGCACGUCGGAGGUGUUCCUGGUGGCGCCGAGCCUCGCCUCCAUCUCCGGCGGCGGCGGCGGCGUGAACGCGACGGGCGUGGACGCGAACGCGACGAGGUGGAAGAUCCAGCCGUACACCCGCAAGGGCGAGUCCCGCGUGAUGCCCGGCAUCACGGAGGUGACGGUGCGGCUGGUGACCGCCGACGAGGCGCCGCCGUGCGACGAGUGGCACGACGUCCCGGCGAUCGUGUACUCCAACGGCGGCUACUGCGGCAACUACUACCACGACUUCAACGACAACAUCAUCCCGCUGUUCAUCACGUCGCGCCACCUCGCCGGCGAGGUCCAGCUGCUGGUGACGCAGAAGCAGCGGUGGUGGUUCGGCAAGUACAGGGAGAUCGUGGAGGGCCUGACCAAGUACGAGCCCGUCGACCUCGACGCCGAGCAGCGCGUCCGCUGCUACCGCCGCGCCACCGUCGGGCUCCACAGCCACAAGGACCUCAGCAUCGACCCGCGGCGAGCUCCGAACAACUACUCCAUGGUGGACUUCAAGCGGUUCUUGAUGUGGCGGUACGCGCUGCCGCGGGAGCACGCGAUCCGGAUGGAGGAGGAGGACAAGAGCAAGAAGCCGCGGCUGCUGGUGAUCAACCGGCGCUCCCGCCGCCGGUUCGUGAACCUGGACGAGAUCGUGGCGGCGGCGGAGGGGGUCGGGUUCGAGGUGGCGGCGGCGGAGCUGGACGCCCACAUCCCGGCGGCGGCGUCGGCGGUGAACUCGUACGACGCGAUGGUGGCGGUGCACGGGUCGGGGCUGACCAACCUGGUGUUCCUCCCCAUGAACGCGGUGGUGAUCCAGGUGGUGCCGCUGGGGAGGAUGGAGGGGCUCGCCAUGGACGAGUACGGCGUGCCGCCGCGCGACAUGAACAUGAGGUACCUGCAGUACAACAUCACGGCGGAGGAGAGCACGCUGUCGGAGGUGUACCCGCGGGCGCACCCGGUGUUCCUCGACCCGCUCCCCAUCCACAAGCAGAGCUGGUCGCUCGUCAAGGACAUCUACCUCGGGCAGCAGGACGUCCGCCUCGACGUCCGCCGCUUCCGCCCCGUCCUCCUCAAGGCCCUCCACCUCCUCCGGUGAUCGCCGGCGAUCGAUAUAUAUAUACUCCGGUGAGGCGAUCAUGCAUACAGAACACACGUACACAGGAUUAAUUACAGCAGAAGAUGGAGUUCAUUAAUUAAUUAAUUACAGUGGUAGAUGAUGAUGUAGUUUAAUUAAUUUUGGUGGUUGCGCAAGGCGGCAACGUUUUUGUAUGAUAAUUAAUCGAUCCUGUUUCUUUUUUUUUUCUUUUUUUUCUGUUGCGGAGCCGUGUUGCGACGUGCGUACGUGUGUGUUACGGUAAGUUGGCCUGCUGCAAUUAGCUGGUUCAACAUGACAGAAAUGCAUGUGACACUUCCAUCCUUUCU
This is a messenger RNA of Oryza sativa Japonica Group (Japanese rice), 1952 nucleotides long. Its product is annotated as beta-1,2-xylosyltransferase XYXT1-like. The record is from RefSeq and is a predicted model, not a curated record. NCBI's taxonomy places the organism in Eukaryota, Viridiplantae, Streptophyta, Magnoliopsida, Poales, Poaceae. Gene Ontology annotation, molecular function: UDP-xylosyltransferase activity. Gene Ontology annotation, biological process: plant-type cell wall organization. Gene Ontology annotation, cellular component: Golgi membrane.